Scomber scombrus (Atlantic mackerel) is the source of this 603-nucleotide messenger RNA. It is a transcript of the gene znhit3, whose product is annotated as zinc finger, HIT-type containing 3. Gene Ontology annotation, biological process: box C/D snoRNP assembly; snoRNA localization; maturation of LSU-rRNA from tricistronic rRNA transcript (SSU-rRNA, 5.8S rRNA, LSU-rRNA). The record is from RefSeq and is a predicted model, not a curated record. Gene Ontology annotation, molecular function: protein binding. The coding region runs from base 50 to 493 and encodes 147 amino acids. Gene Ontology annotation, cellular component: nucleus; pre-snoRNP complex. Lineage: Eukaryota; Metazoa; Chordata; Actinopteri; Scombriformes; Scombridae. The transcript has 5 exons.
GUAGAAAUCAACUGUAUACUGGUUUAUUUGAUUCCUUUUAUCCUCUAAGAUGCAUCUCUGCAGCGUGUGCGCCGAACACACACCUAAAUACAGAUGUCCGGCCUGCAAAAUCAGAUAUUGUUCACUUGGCUGCUACAAGAGGCACAAAGACACUUGCCUUCCUGCUCAACAGCUCCCACCCACUGCUGAAGCUUCUGAAGUGAAGCCUGCUUUAAACGCUGAGCCGUGGAGUGUUGAAGAUCUUCUGCAUGAGGAUGACGUCACUGACAAGGUGCCUCUGCAGAGACUCCAGCUGUUAGGUCAAUCAAAAGAGCUCAGAGAUCUUCUUUGCAACCCACAUCUGAGGCAGUUAUUACAGUCCAUUGACAGCUCAGACACGAGAGACAAUGCGAUGAGGGCUGCCAUGCAGGAGCCUCUGUUUGGCGAGUUUUCAGAUCAGUGUUUGAAAAUUGUAGAAAAUCAAGCACAAUCAGUGACAAAUGGUGAUUUGUAAAACAGGUUUUUUUUGUGUUGGGGCGUUAUAUUUUUAAAUAUAAAAUGUCUUGGAAUAGGCCACAUUGUGCCUCACCUAUUGUGUAAUUACUGUAAUUUUUGUUGAUUUAA